Messenger RNA from Laetiporus sulphureus 93-53, 230 nucleotides. RefSeq lists its product as uncharacterized. The transcript has a single exon. The coding region runs from base 10 to 204 and encodes 64 amino acids. The record is from RefSeq and is a predicted model, not a curated record. Lineage: Eukaryota; Fungi; Basidiomycota; Agaricomycetes; Polyporales; Laetiporaceae.
GAUACGGGAAUGCCAUUGUUGUCUGUUCGUAGACGGGAUGGCGGGCAUUUAAGGCGGGCGCGGCGCGACACGAGGCGGAUUGGCGCGUCGCUUGCGCACAAGCCUGACUCGCCUGCGCUGUUCGGACCCGCCGCAGAUCACCCAAACAGGCAAUCCCCGACGGUGCGACGCUCCCCGACGGAUCCCAAUAUGGGAAUCAUAUGAUGCGCUCCACAUGCAACGUGCCCGCC